Molecule: messenger RNA, 1597 nt
Organism: Drosophila persimilis
Lineage: Eukaryota; Metazoa; Arthropoda; Insecta; Diptera; Drosophilidae
Exons: 1
Coding region: 45-1001 (318 amino acids)
Molecular function (GO): protein binding
Source: RefSeq, a predicted model, not a curated record
ACAAAAAAACAUCGAAAAGUACGGUUUAACAACAAUUUUUCGCCAUGGAGAGGCUAAACGACGAUUGUGUGUGCCAUAUACUGGAGUACCUGCCACUGGUGGACCAAAUAAAGAUGUGCCGCCUGUCGCCCCGUUUCCGGGAGCUGCUCUGCCAGAUUGUGUGGAGGAAACCACGGUAUCGGAAUGUCUCAGUGUCGGAUGCCAUGCUAAAACCGUUGAGCAAGUCGGACUACAUCUACUUCUUUGAGCUGACCAGCGCCGCCAUGGAGGAGCUCUACAUAUGGAAUGUGCAUUCAAAGGCAUUCGACUCGUACCUGGGCCGCCACCUGAUGCGCCCCGAACUGAGCUUCUAUCUGCGCCGAGACUUUAGUAACCUAAAAGAGCUUUGCAUUGCAGAUGAGAACAUGAACAACAGCAUGGUCAAUACCAUAGCCAAGAACUGUCGCCAGCUGCGCUGUCUGAGCGUGUCCAGCGCCUACGUCACGGGCAAGCACAUGAUCAGUCUGACCAAACUCGAGUCGCUGGUCGCCCGCGAGUGCUCCAUUGAGACCGAGUACUUGAGUGAGAUACUAGAUCAGCUGUCGCUGACCCAUCUGGACCUGACCGCCAACAGACACCAAGUGGAAAAGACUAUACUGCAGAGUGCGGGGGCCAAGCGUCUGCAGCGUCUCGGUAUAUCCGAUGCCCAGGACUAUGGCUUUCUAUUGGCGGACCAGUUGCCGCAACUAACCACGCUGGUGGUCAGCUACCACAAAGUGUCGCCGGAGGAUCAGCUGGAUAUGUUGGAAACCACACGCAGACGGGUCGAGGAUUCGCCCGGUAAAUUUCCCAAGCGACUGCAAUCGAUUCUGUGCAAUGUUGUAGAUGUGGAAGUCGCCCUCGAGCAGAUAGCGGGGCUCGAGAAGCGCCAUCCCAGAGACACACCAAAGUUUAGCGAGAUAUUAAAGAUAAUGUACUUCUUGUCGAAUCCAGUGGGGAGUGAUAAGACGACGCCCCCCUGAGAUUGUUACUGGUCUAGAUGUCUGCCCAUGCUAACAGAUAAAUUUCACCCAAAUGAUGAGCCGCACUUAUAGUAGUAGCAUGUAUCUGUCGACUACCGUGCCGGUAGGUCCCUAGUCUAAUUGAUACUCUCUCUUUAGAUAAGGUUUGUUUAUUUAUGUCUAUGUGCUUCGCGGAUGAACUCUGUCGGAUGAGGCUGUGAUAGUAUUUCAUAGACUUGUUAAACCUCACCCUAACUAAUACAAUAUGUAUUUAAGCCUAAUAUGUAUACAUAUAUAUGUAUGUCGUGACUUCCAAUUAGGAUUAGGAUCGAGAUUCUAUGAAUAUAUUCAUACAUACCAUACAUAUAUUUGCUUUGCUUCGUUCUGUGUGCGAAAAUAUGCAUGUAAAUAAAUGUUGUUUGUUCUCUAAACAUUAAUUUGUACAAUAAGUAAAUAAGAAACUCAGUUCGAUGUAUGUGCAUCCUAUAAGUCACAGCUGCAAGUCUGCAAAUGGUAUCGGUUGCCGCCAUUAACUAACUAGACACAUGUAUUAAUAAUAUGUAUCUUCCAUUUACCAAUUGCACUAUGUAAUGUAUAAUUAAAAUGCGUUUGAUGGA